Messenger RNA from Rotaria sordida, 660 nucleotides. The record is from the annotation of a GenBank genome assembly. NCBI's taxonomy places the organism in Eukaryota, Metazoa, Rotifera, Eurotatoria, Philodinida, Philodinidae.
AUGAAAAAAUCAAAACAUAUUCGUCGAGUCGUAUCCGUUGGACCAUUGGAUCGAAAAAUCGUAAAAAGUUCGAAUGAAUCAAAUUUGUCUCGUAUUAAUUUUAAAAAUUCAGAGGCACGUAAUACACAUGUAGCAUCGAAAUCUCAUCAAGACCAGACAAAAAGACCCCGAACAACAACAGCAGUGGUACGAGUUUCUCGAUCUCAAGUAUCAUCAUUUACUAUCUGCAAAUUUCCUGAUCAGCAACAAUCACCGAACAACGUAGAACAACCAUUCAAUGAUCAAUUAAUUCAUGAUGAUAUCUAUGCGACAAUUUCAAGUGAUGUACAAAUUGAUCUUGAUCAUAAUAUCCAAACACCACUUUCUACUAAGACUUUAGCAGAUCAAGUUUCUAAACAUAUAGCACAACAACUUCAUCUACGAGCAGCACAACAACUUCAUCUUCAACCAGCACAACAACUUCGUCUUCAACCAGCACAACAACUUCGUCUUCAACCAGCACAACAACUUCGUCUUCAACUAGUACAACAACUUCGUCUUCGACUAGUACAACAACUUCGUCUUCAACCAGCACAACAACUUCGUCUACUAGCAGCACAACAGCAACAACGACAACAGCAACAACAACAUCGGCAACAACAAGUGAAUUUGAAUUCAUAA